This is a messenger RNA of Stegastes partitus (bicolor damselfish), 3808 nucleotides long. RefSeq names its product E3 ubiquitin-protein ligase ZNRF2. Gene Ontology annotation, cellular component: membrane; intracellular membrane-bounded organelle; cytoplasm. The record is from RefSeq and is a predicted model, not a curated record. Gene Ontology annotation, biological process: proteasome-mediated ubiquitin-dependent protein catabolic process; protein K48-linked ubiquitination. NCBI's taxonomy places the organism in Eukaryota, Metazoa, Chordata, Actinopteri, Pomacentridae. Bases 244 to 1029 code for a protein of 261 amino acids. The transcript has 5 exons. Gene Ontology annotation, molecular function: ubiquitin protein ligase activity.
ACGGGCACGUCCAAAAAGAAAGGAAAAUGUGGACAGAAAGGACAAACUGAGGCCGGAGAAACAGCAUCGAACCACCACCGUGUUCUUCGCAGAUGCUCGGUAACGAGGCUGUGGUUAUUAUUUAAAGCUCCCAGCCGAGUAUUUGACGGUUUAAGGGUCGUUUCGAGGUUAACCUCGUCCCCUUGUUCAGUUGGUGAUUCGCCUUGAGGAAGCAGCUCGGCGGUUAGCUAGCCUGCUACAGAGAUGGGGACCAGAGCAAGUCGCCUCCAGGAGGACCCGGUUCCCUCGGCUUUCGGGAAAGACGGCACAAAGCGGGAUUCCUACCGGCGACCCCGCUGCGCCAGGCCCACCAGCCUCGUUGUCGACGUCUCUGUGAGCUUCGAGUACGCGGAGGCCAACCGGAGCCGAUCGGAGGAAGGCAGCGACUCGGACCUGGGGCAGCAUGGGGCGAGCGCCGACGGCAGCCCCGCCGACCACCACAGCAUCCCCUCCAGCAUUAGCCAAGCGUCACCCGCCGACGACAACAACAGCGAGGGGAAACCCGAGGAAGACGGCAACGUGAGCCCGGAGGCUGCCGUCGACGCAGAGCACCAGCCCGGAGAGGAGACAGGCCGCACACCCCACCGCACCUUUUCCGAGCGGCUGCCCGGGAAUCGCCACUCUUCCACCCGCAGCGUUGGCGCAAGAUCCGCCCGGGUCCGAGGCACGCACCAGCGGCCGGUGUCCGAGGCUUGGAUCGGCCUGUACCGCGUUAACAACCGUCAUGGCAAUAUCCGCUGUCCUUUCUGCUCGAAGCCUUUCCCUGGGGGUCGGAUUGAGGAUCACCUGUUGAGCUGCCUCACGUCUCCUCCCCUACCUUACAAUACGGAUGUUCUCAGUAAAGACAGCGGAGAGUGCUCCAUCUGUUUGGAGGAUCUGGUACAGGGAGAGACCAUCGCCAGGCUGGCUUGCCUCUGCGUUUACCAUAAGAGCUGCAUCGACUCCUGGUCCAAGGUGAAGCCCUGCUGCCCCGAACAUCCCUUCGAUUGACUCACAGGUCACAUGGAUUCUGCACAGUGACCAACCCGACUCAGGAGACUACACUGAAUCCCAAUAUUAAAAAAAAAUCCAAAUAACAACAUGUAAUUGAACAAACAAAAUCCCACUGUCCCUUCUCAGACGCAAACCGCAAAACAUUUGAGUGGAGAACAGACGAUCCUGAGAGGAAGCCACAGCCCGCGGCACCGGGCGCUCUCCGCUCGGAUCGAUCGAUUUGAUCUCGAACCAUUUAACGCCAAACUCCCAAACGGCGAAAAGCAGCUGCUCCGUCUCUGAUCCGUGGUGGAGACCCUCGUUGGAACAGGAACAAUGGCGUUUCCCGUCUAUUCUGUGGACUUGAACCCGCGGAACAAUACAAAAAAAACAAACAUAGUUAUCAUCCCAGAAUGAUUUUGAACCUGGGGAGGAACGCCAAAACAAAACAAAACAAAAAGAAGAAAUUGUCUUAACUGUGACUCUGGAUCCUCUCCUGUGUACUUUUUUUUUCUCCCUCCCUUCUGAACCGGAUCGAUCAUUUUAUCAAGUAUUUUGCAAAAAGAGUAUUGUUCCAUGUCAUACAUUGGAUGAAUGUUUUCUUUCCUCGGCUCACCCCAAAUGAACCAAACCUCACACUGAAAGCCUGAAACUGUUGCCACAUAAACGUCGCUUUACUUUGGAUCGAGCUGGAGGUUGAGGGCUUGUCUUUGGUGAAUGGGGGCUGCCGUUAUUAGGUGUUCUCUGUUUUCUAUGACCUGUAAACAUUUCAGGGGAAGUUUGGGGGCUUUUUUUGUUUUCUUUUGUUUCUUUUUCUCAGUCAGUCGGUUUCCUGUAGGUUGUUAGUUAGCGCUGACUUUAAUGUGCUGCUACUUGCUGAGUGUUUUUUAGGUAUUUCAUAGGGCCAUAGUAGCGCCGGUGUUGGCACCAAUUUGAGCACUUUUGUCCCUCAAGGCUGAUUUUCUUUCUUUUUCUUUUUUGACGUACGGUCUGGGAUAAGAUUGCGUGUUUGUACGUAUGCGUUCUGAUGAUGACCAGGGACUGUACACGUCCCGAGCACGGCUGUAUAAUCGAGAAAGCGUGUGUGUGUGUUUACUGUAAAUUGCCCAGACGUCUGCUUGGUCAAGCGGGUUACAACUUAUAAAACGUGUUUUUUUUUUUCUUAGCCGCAAACAUCCUGUCACAUGUGGCUUUUUUUUUUUCUUUGGUACGCGACAUGGUGGCUCACGUGGUCCGGUUGUACUUUGGUUUGGGUGUUCUGUCCCCCUUUCCUCCCUCCUCAUCCUCCUCUCAAAGGGGGUUGUUCGGAUUUAUUUUUUUGUGUUUUGUUUUUUUUUUUUUGGACCAGGCCCUAAGCGUCAGUUUCGCCAUCUGGUUAAAUCAAUGCCAGAUCUGGGGAGGGAUAAAGGGACGGAUGGAUGGAGGGAUGUAUUCUUGGGGGCAUGUUUACACCAUGUGGUAUCUGCCUCGCUCCACAACACUGGAGGCUAUGGACAGCUGAUGGUUAAUUAUUACAUAAGCAGCCCCCUCCCCUUUCCCCCUGUUGUUUUUUUGUUUUUUUGAAGGGGAGGAUUUUAGCUAUGAUAAUAUCACAUUGCUCAUGAUUAUUGCUAAAUGUGUUCAAAUGGCUUUCCUUUUGCCUUUUGUGUGUGUGUGUGUGUGUGUGUGUGUGUGUGUUGAUUGCCUUUGCCUGGUGAAGGGGUUCUUGUGCAAGCAGGUAUUCGUAGUGUUUAUUUUAGGGCUUUUUGAAUCGAGGCUGAAGCCCGACCGUGAGGCUGCUCGACACAUGCUGUCUGGUUGUUGUUGCACAGGCCAGUGGAAACUCCAGCGGAAAGAACAAAAAAAAAAAAAAACGUGGUUGCUUUUGCCGUCUGCUGAGAGUCUGUUUUAACGUGUUUAACUCUCCGUGCCGGCGAGUUUGUUCAACCCCCAGCCUCAGUUUUGGUUUUCUUUUAACUUUUUUUUUUUUUCCUGGUCCCUGGUGUUCUGCUGUCUGAGGUGCUACGACUUGUCCCGCCACUAGAGGGCAGCCCUGUGCAUGUUUCUCAUAUUUUGUAUUGGAGAAUAGAAAAAUAAUGCCAAAAGUCUGUCUGCGCAUUGUGUGGGAGAUCGGGAUGGGGGGCGGGGGGGGUUUAAAUGCGUGAGAGAGUGCAGACGACAGAGGUGCAUUGAUCAUUAGAUGUUACAUUUGUUGUGGUGAUAAGUUAUGAUGUUGUAUUCUUUGGCUGGGAGGGGUGGGGGUGGGGCGUUUGUGUUGGUGGAGGUCGGGUUGUCAAAAAAAAAAACAGAUGAAACCAGACAAUCUGAAACCCCCACGUGACUUUCAUUUACUUUCUUACCCCCCUUCUAAGCUGUGUGGUGCAAUACCUCAAUUUUUACCAAUGCUAGCUAAACGCUGUGUAUGUAAACUCUCCAACCAAGGACGGUGUUUUUUGGGGGGGGUGGGGGUUUUGUACAAAUGUCCCUAAAUCCUCGGUUUUCAAAUCGCAGGGCGCCGAGUCUGCCCUGUGAUUAGAGGCCAACGUAUUAGAUGAGAAUGGGGUUUUUUUUUUUUGGUUUUUUUUCAAAGAGUCACCACAACGGUAUCUGCAUCCCCGAGAUAUGGACAAUCUGCCUUUACUCUGGUAUAAAAACAAAUUGAAUUUUAUUUAUUAAAUUGUAAAUAUGUAAUGCAAUUCAAGAAAAUGGCUUGGUCCUUGUCUGUUCAAUAUACUGUUUCUAAGCUCCGAUCUUUUGUAUGUCUCAGAAAUUGUUUUUAUAUGUAUUUUUUACAAAUAAAUAUGUGUGAGAGAUGUUU